Messenger RNA from Ahaetulla prasina, 9416 nucleotides. Its product is annotated as NACHT domain- and WD repeat-containing protein 1-like. The transcript has 32 exons. The record is from RefSeq and is a predicted model, not a curated record. Lineage: Eukaryota; Metazoa; Chordata; Lepidosauria; Squamata; Colubridae. The coding region runs from base 226 to 6378 and encodes 2050 amino acids. Gene Ontology annotation, molecular function: protein binding.
GAACAGAAAUCUAGUUACCUUGACAAUUUAUUUGAAUGGACAAGUUAUGGGGGGAAAACAAUUGGAAUACCCUAUCUCUCUGCUGAUGUUUAACAUGCAAACCAGAUCUUCUGCGUACAAAGAGAAUAUUUAAAAGGUAACUGAUUCUAAGGUCUGGAAAAAGAAAAAUUAUCUGGAAAAACCAAAGAAACAAUAAAAUAUAACCUUAAAUUAGCUCAUUCGGCCAUGUUGCCAACAUACAGAAAACAAAAUUUGCUUCAGAAGUCUUUACAUUCAGAUGAUAAAGAAAUUGUUGCUUUACCUCCAAUUCAUAAGCAACCAAUGGAAAAUGUGACAAAUCCUUCCAGCAACUUGAAUCUCCAAAAAUGCACUAGUGAUAUGCUCCAUGAAAUGUUUUUAUCACCACAUAUUUCAAAGUCUCAAAAACAUGUAUACAAAGAUAUGUGCUCAAAAUGGACUGGGAAACAAAGAUGCCACUGGAAUAUUCCAUAUGUAAACAUAACUGAAGAAAUAGACAUGAAAGUGAAGAAGCACUUAAAACAUCAAAUGUAUUUUCGUUUUGCUAAAAGACUGAAUCGCCCUUUAAGCAAUAAAAGACACCUUUAUAAUACAGAGACAUUCAUUAUGAAGCAGGAAGGAGAUGGUACAGGUCAGGUCAAAAGUUACCAUCCAGCUGUCAAUAUUUGUUCAGAGGAGCCUCUGGUUAGAGACAAAAUCUCUGAACUCACUGAAAAUUCCAAAUACAAGACAAAAACACAAAAAUCAAUGCAAAAGUACAGAGAGCUCCCCCAAAGACAAACAAGUGGUGACUUUCUUCAUUUGGAAGAAAAAGACACAAUCCAGGAAAAGAAAUUCAACAGAAGAAUAAUAUAUUUAUCCAGAAGCACACUUUCAGGCUCUCUGCAGUUCUCAGACAUAAAUGGAUCAGAAGAGAAUGAAGCAGAAAAGGCUGUUCACAAGGGUUACUCUUUUUUGACUACCUCUCAUCUGAAACCCCAGCCAGAAGAAACUAAAUCCCAUAGCAUUUUUCUAAUGGAAACCCUGAAUGCCACGAAUGAUAUAAUCUGUUGUCAGAAGAGUCUAGCAGACACAAAACCAAGCAGGGAUGUAGUGAGAGGACGAAUCCAUUUGCCCUGCUUAACCAGAAAGCAAAAGUUUAUGAUCUAUAUCUGCGGAGGUUAUCAAGAUUCAGAAGUAGAACGAAAUGCAUUAAUGGAGAAAUCCUUCCCAUGGCUAUACAACUACUGUAAAAAGAGAGGUUAUGACUUCCAUGUAUUUGAUCUAAGGUGGGGAGUAAAAGAUGGUAUUACUAAUGAUCAUCAAAUGGCUUCUCUACAUACAAGGAUAUUAAAGAAAUGCCAGAAAUUGGGAUUCCAAACCUUUAUCGUUUUUAUUGGCCAGAAGUAUGAUGAUCUCUCUCUUCCAGAAAUAAUAGGCAAGGAAAUUUUUGAGUUAAUUAAAGCCACGGUGAUACGUAGGAAGCUGAAUAUCAAAACAUCAAAGUACAUACCACCUGCUGAUUUGAAAGAUGAAAUCAAAGUAGAGAGAAAUGAAAGUCAAGGUGAAAUUGUUCAGGAUUUUCAGGAUCCUGAUGCAAUGGAAGAGUUUGAAGCUGAGAUAAGCAGCCAGAAAGAACAUGAAGUGAUUAAUUCAAAUGAAUUGGAUCUGCUUAAUACUUCUCUACUCACCCAAAAGACUGUAGCUGAAUACGAGAAAGAACUUCAGCUUUUGAAUCAAUGGUACAAGUUGGAUGAAAACUGCAUCCCUGCAGUUUACAAGCUUCAACCUAUUUGCACAGUGCACAGAGAUAUCUUCAGUAAAGAUCCAAGUCGCAGACAGCAAGCUAAAAGCAAAUGGCUGGAAUCUUUCCAGAAACUGCAUAAGAUACUUCAGGAAUAUGCUACAAUUGUUCUUGGUCAAGAAGAUGCAGCCAUGCUGCUUAGAACAACUCUGCAGCAGGAAGUGAAUCAAGGAUUCCAAGUCCAAGGAACACGUGAGGAUCACUGUCACUGCUUCAAAAGAAAUAUAACUGACCUACAAUGCCAUCUGUCAGAUCCCCAGGCAUCUAAAUAUAUUGACAUCCACCCACUAAAACUAGAAGUGAACAAAACUAUUAAUGAGGAACAUCAAAACUUUGUGAAGAGCAUUCAUUCUGGGCUUCGUCAUACAAAUAUUUACAAGAAGAAUGUUAGCUGGGGAAAAGGGGGCAUCAAUCCCAACAGGAACAGGUCCCAUGCCUACUACCUAGAAUGCCUUUGCAAUGACUUUCAGAAAAUUGUUGUUAAUCAUUUCAACAGAAUCAUCAGUUCAGAAGGAAUGCCAGAAAGACUAUGUACUAAAAGAAAACAAGAAUUUAACAUUCUUAAUGAUGAAGAGAUUCUGGAACACAUUCAGCAUUAUCAGGCCUUGAUUAAAAGUAUAAAAGGAAGACAAAUCUUCUUGAUCAAGCUGAAGAAUCAGGUUACAUCUUUAAACAGAAAAGUAACUGUUGUUUGUGGUGUAGCAGGAUCUGGAAAAAGUGGGAUCAUUGCAGAAGUAGCUUCUUUGGCUUCAAACUGGAUUUCUGGGAAUCUCAGAGUUGUGCUUCGAUUUAUUGGUAUAACUGGAGAAAGCAGAAAUGUCCGACAGCUGCUUCUGAGUCUUUGCUACCAAAUAGCUGACAUUUAUAAUGUUUCUGAUACUUUAUCUGAGGAUUUUGAGGGACUGGUAGAAGAAUUUUCCUCUCUGCUGGAAUUUGCUACACAAGACAAGCCACUCCUAAUCUGCCUGGAUAGUAUAGAUGAAUUAUCAGAGGACUAUGGUGCUGACCUUUCUUGGAUACCACCUGAAUUACCAAAGAAUGUACAUUUUAUUGUUUCUACUUGCUCAGAAUCAGAUAUUUCAUGCAUAAGAAAACUGGAGAAAAUCACCUUGAAAGAACAUUUUUUUCAAAUACCUCCUUUAACAUUUGAAGAAAUCAAUGAAAUUAUCACCUGCUGGCUCGAAAAGGAUCAUCGAAGACUUUCUCAAUAUCAGUUCAAUUAUUUAAUGGAAGCAUGCAAAGCCUGUCCAUUGCCACUUUACUUAUACUGUGCUUAUAAGGAAUCCUGUUUAUGGACAUCUUUCAGCCCAGACACAGAGGUGUAUCUCCCUCAAAGUAUACCUGACAUGUAUUCUUGGAGGCUGAGCAGAAUGGAAAGAUCUCAUGGAGAACAAAUUAUACAAAGGAUGGCAGCUUAUCUGACACUUUCAAGAAAUGGCAUCACUCAGGAAGAAUUGCUCAACCUCAUGUCAAUGGAUUGUGUAGUCAUUCAAGAAAUAAAUAAAUUCCAAAAAAGCUCAGUGUCAGCAUUUCCACUAGUGUUAUGGCUGAAAUUUUUAGAUGAUCUUGGAGAUGAUUUGAGAGAGCAAAGAACUGAUAACACAUAUGUUUUUACUUGGACUCAUACAUCUUUAAAGCAUGUGUGCAUGCAAAGAUACCUGAAAUCACAAGAUUCCCAAAUAUCACUACAUGCUAUCUUUGCUGACUAUUACCUGGGUCGAAGCUCACAGGAGUUCAGGAAGUGCAAUGAGCCAUCAAUAUUUCGGCCUCUGGCCUGGACUCUGAAAAAAGGAUCCAAGACUAGCUACAACUUCAAUGUCCGUAAAAUCUUUGGGGCUCCAUAUCAUCUCAUCAGAUCAAAAAAUAUUGCUGUUCUGAUUAAAGAAUGUCUCUUUAAUUAUGAAUUUCUUUUGUACAAAUCCUGGGCCUCGUCAAUUGUCAGUAUUGAAGAAGAUCUAGGAGCAGCUAUUAAUGCUGACAGGACUAUACCUGACUUAGCCUUAUUAAGUGAGACUCUUAAAUUGUCCAAGAGGGUUUUAAUAAAAGAUCCAUGCCAGAUGGCUUCACAGCUGAUAGGCCGUCUUCAUCAGAUUGUUGCAGCUGAUAUACCAGUAGCACCAGGUGAUCCAAAAAAAUACCUUUACCUGCCAGUUCUUUUAUCCCAGUGUCAGAAAUCUUCUAUUCCUGUUCUUAUACCUUCAACCUCUUGCCUUAUAGCUCCUGGUGGACUUCUCUGUGAUCUUUUGAAAGGUCAUUUGGACAGAAUUACAGCAAUAGCAGAAACCCAGAAACAGCUCGUAGCUGCAACAGUUUCCAGGGAUGGUAUUUUGAAAAUGUGGGAUUUGACUCUUGGCAAAGCGGUCUUCACUCUACAUGAAAUUGGGAAAAAUAUUAGUGCUAUCACAGUAUGUCUGAACAACAGGCUGGUUGCUGUGUCUGACAAGACCACUAUUAAAAUUUGGGAUCUUUCCUUGCAAAAAGUGGUGUACAGUUCUGGUGAGUUUUUGGAUACACCAAUACUAACAUCUUCAAUGAAUGGACAACUUCUGCUGGCUUUUUUUAGCGGGAUCCACAAAAUUCAGGUUUUUGAUCUUGUUCAUUCAUGCCAACUGCUCCAUGAAGUCUACCUUUUUUCUGAAGAAGCUCCUAUGCACAAGACUCAUUCUCUACUAGUAUCAAAGAACUCAGUAAAAGAUUAUGUUCUGUGUGCGUAUAGAAGUGCAAGCGAAGCAAUGGUUUUCAGUGGCAAAAAGGGAGAAGUAGUUGCUAAACUGAAAAGCCAGGAACCAAUGGCUGCAGCUGAGGGGGUGGCUAUCACUAAAGAUUAUUUUCUUGUGAUCUUCAGGUGCCCUUUCAUACGAAAGCAAGAAAUUGUUCUUAUAGAGCUCUACAAUGUCCAUACUUUUGCUUAUGCUCAUAGUCUGAAGGGAUGCUGCAAUGAUUAUAUUCACACUUUUGCUGUAAAUCGUUUGGGAUCUCAUCUUGUGGCAUUCAGCCCUAUUCCAAAUACUGGUAUUACUGAGAUAGUAUCAUGGAACUUGGAGUCUGAAGACCACAAACACUUGGCUAAAUUUCCUUCAGUACUUGUUGAUGGUAUAUGCUCUGACCUUCGAUAUUGUUUAGCAUUCUGUGAUGGAGAUAAUUACCUUCGAUCCUGGAACUUGGCUUCCAAGAUCAAUGACCAGUCUUUGACCGUCACUGCAAGCAACACAAAGAAAACAAAUGGUAUUCAGGAUAUUGUGACAAUGAAAAACUAUCCCAGGUAUGCUGUGUGCCGAAACACAAGUCCGGGAGUCAUAGCAGUAUGGAAUAUUGUAAAAUCCAAAUGUAAACACAAUGCGGUGCGGGUGGAAAGAGGGCUGGUAGAGAACACAGACAUUGUACUGGCGAGAGACAUGAAACUUUAUAUACUUACAGGCAAGGGAAUAGCUUCCUUUGCAGAUCCUCCAAGAUCAAUUUUCCAGACACUGUUUGUUUAUGAUCUCCUGAAAAAGAAGUACAUCAAGAAGCAGAGUGGGCUUUACAUAAUUCCUUGUCCAAAUAAUGAAUACAAGUUGCUAGAAGGAGGCCUUCUACUUGGUCUUUCUGAGAACAGAGACCAUUUUGUUACUUGGAACUUGGAGACAGGACUUAUUAAGGAUCGAUUAAGACCAGAAUACAAAGAAAAUUUUGUCUUGCAAUCUACUCAAUCUACUACCCAUUCCUCAUUCAAAGAAAACAUGAAGAGACCUAAAGGAGUUUUGUGUAAAGAAAAAACAGCAUUAUGGCAUCCCUGGGAAAAGCGAAAUGAAACCAAUACUGGAAAGAAAAAGAAAAAAGAAAAGGCAUUAAAACUGGAGGUGGAGACAUUACAAAAACUAGCUAAAGAAAAGAACAAUACUAUUGAUCAGUUCCUCCUAAGUGGAGAUGAGAAGAUAGCUGUGUGUUCCUAUUAUGCACAUCAUCUGUCAGUAUUCAGUUUGGAAACCAUGUCCUAUCGCCAUACACUUGAGAGCAAUGAAUCAAUGCUUUUUUUAUAUAAUGCUACAUUAACAUAUACUGGGCAUUAUCUAGUGCUUUCCAAUUACAAUGAGGAGGAAAAAAUCAGCUAUGUAACACUAUGGAAUUUAAUCACAGGAAAGGUUAGAAAAAGAUUAAAAAAUGAGCCUAAUGUCUGCUGUACAGCCAUUACUGCAGAUGGCAGUAGGAUCAUUUUCGGAGUGAUGGUGGAUAAUCUGAUUAAAAUUUGGGAUCCAUUUAAGCAUAAACACAAAUUAAUGCAAGGUUAUGAAGGUCUUGAUAUGACUGUGAAUAGCAAAUUGCACAUAUUAGAUGGAACAAAGGCAAUUCUACUUGCAGGUGAGGUCAGUUUCUGGGAUUUGGAGAAUGGCACAGUUAUAUCCAUCUUUACAUUUGAUAGCAAAAUCUCUUGCAUGACUGUUGCCUGUGACAAAAAGACAGUUCUUUUAGGGUUGAGCAACAGCUCUACUCUUACCACUUUAAAAAUGAUGAGCAUAAACACUGCUGAAAAUUCAAUAGGAAAAGAUUUUUUUGGAGAAGACUCAUCAAGCAGUGAAGAAGAACAUGAAAAUAUUUAAAAGAGAAUUUGAACAAAAUAAAAUCAAGCAUAAAAAAAUGAAACUUGACAUAGUUUAAAAAGCAACUGCACAUAAUAUCUAAAAGAAGACAAUAAGCAAUUUGCGCAUGACAUAAAAAGACAAUAAAUACUAAUUCUCCUACCUGUAAAUUAAUUCUCCCUUCUCCCCAAUAAUUAUCUGCAAGUCUAAGGAGGAGAAAGAUACAACUGAUAAUGUAGAAAAGCAACUGAAGAAAAUGAAACUUUGCUGCCACCAGCUUUGCCUUUCCCUUAGCCCCAUACAGUAUUGUAAAAAAUUAUGCAAGAUAAGAACCUUUCAGUCUCUACUCCCCAUGUAAAAAAGGAGUCAGGAAACUAAAGGAAAAUCCCAUGACAGAAGCAGCUCUUCACUGAAAGGAAUGCAAGGACCACUUUGACAAGUCAUAAACAUAAGAAUUACUGAACUCAUUACCAUUCUGCAGAGAAGGGAGAAUGAGAAAUCUCCAUACAUUAAGGAUAUAUUCCAUAAUUUAGAUACCUGGAUUUUUGGUUUUUUGUGGUGAUGGGUUUCUCUAGGAUUUGUUGGAGAAGUCUGCUUAUUUUAAUCUUCCAGUUUUUGAGACAUUUUAAUUUUAGCCAAAGCAUAGAAACAGGAUGAGUAACAAUUUAAUUAUGAAGUUAUAUUUAGAGAACAUUAUAUAUAUAUAGCAAUAGCAGACCAGUUCACAGUGCUAAGUGGUUCACAGAGUCAGCAUAUUUUCCCCAACAAUCUGGGCCCUCAUUUUAUUGACCUCCGAAGGAUGGAAGGCCGAGUCAACCUUGAACCUGGUGAGAUUUGCAUUUAUAUCCUGCCCUUCUCCGAAGACUCAGGGCGGCUUACACUAUGUCAAGCAAUAGUCUUCAUCCAUUUGUAUAUUACAUACAAAGUCAACUUAUUGCCCCCAACAAUCUGGGUCCUCAUUUGAACUGCCAAAUUGCAGUCAGCCAGCAGUCAGCAGAAGUAGCCUGCAGUACUGUACUCCAACCCAGGGGUGUCAAACUCAAUUUCAUUGAGGGCUGCAUUGAGGGCCACAUGUGUUUGACUCGGGGUGGGGGAGGGGCGGAAUGGGCAUGGCCAGUUCAACAACACGGAUGCCUGUGAUGGCCCAAGCACUCUGCCGGAGAAAACAGGCUGAGCUCCAUUUUCGGCUGUGAUGGCCUCCUGCAACCCUCUGCCAGCAAAAAUGGAGCUCGGGAGGACCUGCAUGCAGCCCUCCCAAGCUCCAUUUUUGCUGGCAGGGGCAUCACCAGCCAGUCCCUCACUGUUUCCAGGGCGGCACCACAGGCCAGAUCUAAGCACUCCGCAGGCUGGAUCCGGCUUACAGGCCUUGAGUUUGACACCCCUGCUGGAUCCAGCUCAUGGGCCUUGAGUUUGACACCCCAGCUACCAUGGCUCUUUUCAAUAUUAUUUUUUCAAUUGGAAAUAGCCAUGCUAAGAAAAUUCUUAACAUCUCACAACAUUAUAUUGUUGUUUUAGUACAUGUAUAUAAUGAUUCAUCAUAUGAAAUGAUUCAGGCAACUCUUAGAAAACAAAGAUGCAUCCAAAACUACUACAGAAUACAUGCUACUCCUUAAUUUUUCCCAAGAAUCUCUAUUUGCCAUGAAGUAAGUUGAAACUGACAAAAGUAAAUGCCAUUCACCACGACAGUUCAAACAACGGACACUUUGAUGUAUGAUUUAACGGAUUCUUGUAAUUACUAAAACAAGGGUGUCAAGUUUUGGCCAGCAGCAAGCAGAGACUAAACACUGGCUUUGUAGGGAAACAUAGACAUGUAUUCUCUCUGCAAGAGGAAAAGGUGCCAGUUAUUUUUGAUAUCAACUAUAAAACAAGUUAAUGAUUAUACUAUUACUAUUAGCCCAUUUUGUGAGGCAACUUCUUUUAAUCAUAUUAAAUAUUGCUCAUAUUCUUUUUUGUUAUAUUGAAACAUGCAGAUAUAUUUUAGGUAUUAUAUUGUGUGAUGCAACAGAAUAUAUGCUGUAUAAACUGCAAUUUCUGACUAUUCUUACCUUUAACUUUUUAUAAGCUACACGGUUAAAUUUGGAGGAUUAGAAGGAAAUAAUACUUCACAUUAGAACUCUUUUCAUUCUGAUGUAUAAGACUGUUGCAGGCUGUCAAUAAGAUUUAUGGAACCUGAAAUGAGUGUGCAUUUAACGUACUAACAAUUAAGGGUACUAGAAAAACAAUACUCAUACAAAAUGCUAGUUUCACUCGCAUUUUAACAAUGUAUUAUUAUUGUUCAAGAUGUUGUUCUGUGUUCAAGACACAGAAUACAUGCAUUCCAUAUUACCAUGUCAUAUCCUAUCUAGAAUUUUACUUUUCAAUCCGAUUCCAAACUAGACACAUCCUACAGUAUGCUUAACUGUAUUUUAUAUGCCAAAGAGAACGUAUUUAAAAAAAUCCUAACAAUCUGUUUAUACAAAUUAGAAAGAUACCGUAUUUUUUGGACUAUAAGACAGACCUGACUAUAAGACGCACCUAAAUUUAGAAGAGGAAAUAACAAAAAAAAGUUUUUGGCCUGCCUUUUUUGGCCCUUUUCCAGUCUUUUAUCGGCCUGUUUCCGGGGCUUUUUUGGCCCAUUUUCAGGGCCUUUUCUGUCCUGUUUUCAAGGCUUUUGGGGGGCUGUUCUCAAGGCUUUUUGCAGCCCAUUUUGGGGCCUUUUUUUGGCCUGUUUGAGGCUUUUGGGGGGGCCUUUUUUUCCAAAAGGCCUCAAAAAUGGCCCCCCAAAGCCUCAACAACAGGCCAAAAAAAGCCUUGAAAAAAGGCCCGAAAACAGGGCGUGCGGAGGCCAAAAAAAAAAAAAGGCUGGUGGUUAGGUGGGUCCUUCAGCAAUAUUCGGUCUAUAAGACACACAGACAUUUUCGGUCCUUUUUGGGAGACAAAAAAGUGCAUCUUACAAUCUGAAAAAUGUGGUACCUUCUGUAUACAGAAGUUCUUUGGAUUCCAGCCUAUGAAUGCAUGAUAGAAAAAACUGGGGGAAAAUUCAGAUACAAUUUUACAACCAGUAUUUUUUAUUCAUAAAU